AAGACGAGGCUGAGAGGCCGGAGGAGGUCGCCGCUCCAGCUCACGGGCGUCAAUCACACGGAGUGGCCCCGCCCUUUCCUGCGCAAGCCCCUCCCUCCGCAGACAGCGGCUCUGUGGUUCUCCAGCAGACGCGCAGGGGCUGCAGCGCUCCGCUCCGCCGCUCGUUACCAGCCGCAGAAAUGGGAUAAUACGUCCGAGGGAUUUCCACCGAAUCCUGGAUCUCUGGAGGAGCGACGCGUCUCCCUUUUUCGGGAAUACCGGCUUUUGUCCUCUUUUCUUUCCUCUCUCCGGGAGCGCGGUUUGGUUUCAUUGCACUCCUCGCAGGCGAAGGUACAAUAGAGGGGGGGGACUGGAGAUCCUGAUGGAGAAGCAGAUGAUGGCGCAUCAUGAAUGAGGCCGGGACAACGGGACCAACUGCCCAUCAGAGGUUUCAGUGAGUGGUGGUCGCUGGUCUGGUGCUCUCCUGCUCUCCUGGAAGACCUCGUUUGUGCGGUGUGUCCUCUCUCCUCUGCGUCCUCGCUCUGGAGGCGCGCAGAUGCUGUCAUUGUGCUGAGGGUCCGAGAUUUGUGAGUAGGGAUGAUGCAAGCGAGGAGAGCCCGAGCUGUCUCGUUGUUUCUGUCCGGUAUGGUCACUGAUGGUCGUUUCGUGGUUGAAGAGCACAGCCAGAGCCGUUUAAGACGAGAGGACCACACUCCUGAGGACCGUGAACCAAGAGUGGUAUGUACUCGUACGUGGUUGUCCCUCGUUCCCAGUUGUGACUGCUGAGGUUCUGACGCUUUAAGCACUUGAGAAAACCCCCAGUCAGCCGUCACUCCUCAAAAUCGUCUUAGAACUAGACUUUAAUGUCAACAAUGGUGGAGCCUGUAGGUUUCAUCGAGGCCUGGAAGGCGCAGUUUCCAGAGUCUGAGCCUCCGAAGAUGGAGCUGAGGUCAGUGGGAGGCAUCGAGCAGGAGCUGGAGAAGUGCAAAGCCUCCAUCCGGAGGCUGGAGAUGGAGGUGAACAAAGAGCGCUUCCGGAUGAUCUACCUCCAGACGCUGCUGGCCAAAGAGAGGAAGAGCUAUGACCGGCAGCGCUGGGGCUUCAGGAAGGCGCAGAUGAACGAAGGAGGGGAUCCACAGGCGGGAGGUGGGCCUGACCCCCAGCACCCCCAGCACUCGCACGCGCAGGAGCCUGGGCAAGGGGAGCGCAGCAGGUUCCAGCCUAUAGGAGGUGAGGCCAGGGUUAAACCGCGGCCUCCGCCAGCCAGGAAGUCUGCCUCACAUGGGGAUGGGCUGGAGCUACAAUCAGCCUUUGAGCACCACCAGCCAGGGCAGGGGAGUGAGACAGAUGGGCUUUCCCCAUCCAAACAGAGGGGAGGGGUCUCUCCACGCAGGCCCCAUCCUCCUCCUGACAAGGAGCUCCCCUCAGACCCGUCUACCAAAGACAAGCCAGGCAUGGGACUCGGGGUGGCUGCGCUGCGCUCCAACUUCGAGCGGAUCAAGCGGGCCAACUCUCAUUCGGCCGGGGAUGGCAAGGCAGCCCAGGAGAAGCAGCCUUUCUACACCAAUGUGGAGUUCCAUCACGAGAGGGGCCUGGUGCGAGUCAAUGACCGUGAGGUUUCGGAAAAGAUCAGCUCCCUGGGUACUCAGGCCAUGCAGAUGGAGCGCAAGAGGUCCCUCCACUCACUGCCAGGCAACCUGGCCACGGUGGCCAGCGAGCUGCGGGCCAGGCCGGUCUACAGGGGGCGCUCCAGUGAGAGCACUUGUGGCUAUGACGCAGAGUGUGAAGACGGAGAACCCAACCCGCGGUCCAGCCGAGACGGUGCAGGUCGGCCCAAUGGAAACAAGCCUCCGCCUCCACCGUGGCAGCCAUCAGACUUCCAGCCGUACAGCACCGUUUACGUCGGAGGCGUGCCUGCUGAUGGUGGAGAUGGCAGGGUGGCGAUGCGUGAGCAUGGAGGAGGUAAUGAUGACCUUCACCUCACCUGGCCCCGGCGGUCCUACUCUCCUGGGAGUUUGGAGGACAUAGGGGGCGGAGGAGGUGGCGGCUACACACCCGACUGCAGCUCCAACGAGAACCUCACAUCCAGCGAGGAGGACUUCUCGUCGGGCCAGUCGUCCAGCCACGUGUCACCAAGCCCCACGGCGGCCUUCCGCCGCCCUUUCCGGGAGAAGAGCCGCUCGCCCUCUCAGAACUCGCAGCACUCGCUGGACAGCAGCAGCCCCCCAACUCCGCAGUCCCAGAAACGGCACAGGCAGCAGCAGCACGUGGUGGUCUCCGAGGCCACCAUCGUGGGCGUCCGCAAAACCGGACAGAUCUGGCCACACGGAGAUGGAGACUCCGCCCCCUCCAACCUCAGGGGCCCCCAUGACAACAGUUACCAUGGAGACCUUGAUGGCCCGUUCACGGGCACUCCUCCUACGUACGGCUACGAUGCGGACCGGGCGGAGGAGCAAAGACGUCAUCAUGACAUCCUGCCCUACAUCGACGAUUCGCCGUCCUCCUCGCCGUACCUCAGCUCCAAGAGCCGCAGCAGCAGAGACACACUCUCCUCCGGCUCCCUCGAGUCCGCCAAGUCUGCGGAGCUGGACCUGGAGAAGGGGCUGGAGAUGAGGAAGUGGGUUUUAUCUGGAAUCCUGGCCAGCGAAGAGACUUAUCUCAGCCACCUGGAGGCUCUGUUACUGCCUAUGAAACCGCUGAAAGCUGCAGCCACCACGUCGCAACCGGUCCUGACCGUCCAGCAGAUCGAGACCAUCUUCUUCAAAGUGCCUGAGCUCUACGAGAUCCACAAAGAGUUCUACGACGGACUUCUUCCCAGAGUGCAGCAGUGGAGUCACCACCAGCGUGUGGGAGAUCUCUUCCAAAAACAAGCCAGUCAGCUGGGAGUGUACCGGGCCUUCGUGGACAACUAUGAACUGGCAGUGGAGACAGCAGAGAAAUGCUGCCAGGCCAACACCCAGUUCGCUGAGAUCUCUGAGAACCUGAAGGUCCGAAGUACCAAGGAGUGCAAAGACCAGACAGCCAAGUACUCGCUGGAAACUCUCCUUUAUAAGCCUGUGGACAGAGUGACCAGAAGCACACUAGUUUUGCAUGACCUACUGAAGCACACCCCCUCCAGUCACCCGGACCACCCCCUUCUCCAGGAUGCUCUGCGUAUCUCUCAGAACUUCCUGUCUAGCAUCAAUGAGGAAAGCACACCGCGCCGCCAGUCCAUGACAGUGAAAAAGGGCGAGAACCGGCAGCUGCUGAAGGACAGCUUCAUGGUGGAGCUGGUGGAGGGAGCGAGGAAGCUGCGACAUGUCUUCCUUUUCACCGACCUGCUGCUCUGUGCCAAGCUCAAGAAGCAGAUCGGAGGGAAGAGCCAGCAGUACGACUGUAAGUGGUACAUCCCCCUGUCAGAUCUGACUUUCCAGGCAGCCGAGGAGACCGAGCCCCUCUCCAUACCGCAGGUCCCAGACGAAGAGCUGGACGCCAUUAAGAUCAAGAUUUCCUCCCUCAGGAGUGAGAUCCAGAGAGAGAAGAGAGCCAACAAAGGGUCAAAAGUCAUUGACAGAUUGCGGAAAAAGCUAUCUGAACAGGAAUCCCUGCUGCUGCUGACCUCCCCCACCAUGGCUCUCCGAGUGCACAACAGGAAUGGCAAGAGCUACAUGUUCCUGAUCUCGUCGGACUACGAGCGUGCUGAGUGGAAGGACAUGAUACGGGAACAGCAGAAGAAAUGCUUUAAGACCUUCUCUCUGACCUCCAUGGAGCUGCAGAUGCUCACCAACUCCUGUGUGAAACUCCAAACUGUCCACCACAUCCCUCUCACCAUCAACAAAGAAGAAGAUGAAUCUCCUGGACUGCAUGGUUUCCUGAAUGUAAUCAUCCAUUCUGCCUCCGGACUCAAGCAGAGCUUAAAUUUGUAUUGCACAUUGGAGGUGGACUCAUUUGGCUUCUUUGUGAACAAAGCCAAGACGCGUGUGUACAGAUACACCACAGAACCCAAAUGGAAUGAGGAAUUUGAGAUUGAGCUGGAGGGAUCUCAGACGUUGAGGCUGCUUUGCUAUGAGAAGAGCUACAAUAAAAGCAAGACGAACAAAGAGGAUGUGGAGAGCACAGACCGCAUUAUUGGCAAAGGACAGAUUCCGCUGGACCCUCAGAUGCUUCAGGGUAAAGACUGGCAGAGAACGGUCAUUCCCAUGAAUGGGAUUGAGGUGAAGCUGUCCAUGAAGUUCACCAGCAGGGAAUUCAGCUUGAAGAGAAUGCCCUCAUGUAAACAAGCAGGCGUGUUUGGAGUGAAGAUCUCCACAGUGACCAAACGCGAGCGCUCAAAGGUGCCCUACAUCGUCAGGCAGUGUCUGGAGGAGAUCGAGAGGAGAGGAAUGGAGGAGGUCGGCAUCUACCGCGUCUCUGGAGUGGCCACAGACAUCCAGGCCCUCAAAAAUGCCUUCGACACCAAUAAUAAGGAUGUGUCGGUAAUGAUGAGUGAGAUGGAUGUAAAUGCUAUUGCUGGGACACUGAAGCUCUACUUCCGUGAGCUUCCGGAGCCUCUGUUCACCGAUGAGCUGUAUCCUAAUUUUACUGGAGGCAUUGCCCUUUCAGACAGUGUGGCUAAAGAGAGUUGCAUGCUGAACCUGCUGCUGUCUCUGCCUGAGCCCAACCUGGUCACUUUCCUCUUCUUACUGGAUCACCUGAAGAGGGUUGCGGAAAAGGAAAGCAUCAACAAGAUGUCUCUUCACAACCUGGCCACUGUUUUUGGGCCGACCCUGCUGCGUCCAGCGGAGAAAGACAGCAAAAUUCCUACCAACCCCACGCAGCCCAUCACCAUGGGCGACAGCUGGUCAUUGGAGGUCAUGUCACAGGUGCAAGUGUUGUUGUACUUCCUGCAGCUGGAGACCAUUCCCACACCAGACAGCAAGAGACAGAGCAUCCUCUUUUCCACGGAGGUGUAGACUGGGGGGGGUGGGGGGUGGUGGUGGUGAUGGGGUGUCCAGAAGCCUCUCCGACAGCUCUUCGCCCACUGCACCCUGGAUUGAGGGAAGAGGGAGAACCCUGCUGGACAGUAGCAGGAAUGAUUGGGCUCUCUCUUUUGUCCUCCUUACCGGUCACUAGAGGGCACUGCCGCCAUGGAUGACAAUACUAACUCUCUCUCCAGUGUAUCCUGACGCAGCUUCGUGUUUUUCUGAACGUUAGUCCUCUGCUCUGCCCCUUCGCUCUUCGGUCAGGAACUGUGUAGACUGUGGGCUUAAGGCCAGUGCUGUAUCCUCGUAUCCCUUAUCCCUUACACAAGCCUUCACUCGGUCAGAUCGGCCAGCGACCGUGGACUGCCUCUCUCCGAGUCUACUGCCCCCACACGGCUCGUUUCUUUUUCUUUUAUUGUUUUUCCCGUGCUGUGUCUCCGCCACCCCUCCCGCUGCUAGGUGCUACAGCACUGUACUGCGUCUCUGCUGCUGCAGUUCUAUAGUGCUCCGUGGCAUUGCAGAGUCCGUGUUGAUUUCCACUGCUGGUCGUUGCAGCUAAAAAUAAAGGAGGCUUGCUUAAAUCCA
Messenger RNA from Pygocentrus nattereri (red-bellied piranha), 5504 nucleotides. RefSeq names its product BCR activator of RhoGEF and GTPase (gene bcr). Lineage: Eukaryota; Metazoa; Chordata; Actinopteri; Characiformes; Serrasalmidae. The record is from RefSeq and is a predicted model, not a curated record. Gene Ontology annotation, biological process: intracellular signal transduction; protein phosphorylation; positive regulation of GTPase activity. The transcript is spliced from 23 exons. Gene Ontology annotation, molecular function: protein serine/threonine kinase activity; guanyl-nucleotide exchange factor activity; GTPase activator activity. Bases 843 to 4910 code for a protein of 1355 amino acids. Gene Ontology annotation, cellular component: membrane.